Messenger RNA from Cryptococcus wingfieldii CBS 7118, 2154 nucleotides. RefSeq lists its product as hypothetical. The record is from RefSeq and is a predicted model, not a curated record. Bases 1 to 2154 code for a protein of 717 amino acids. The transcript is spliced from 14 exons. NCBI's taxonomy places the organism in Eukaryota, Fungi, Basidiomycota, Tremellomycetes, Tremellales, Cryptococcaceae. Gene Ontology annotation, cellular component: cytoplasm.
AUGCCCGCCUCCCCCGCCCCCUCAUCUCCCCUCUUCAGCCUCGACCAUCCAUCUCCCGGGUCACGUACAGGGUCAGACGACGACGAAAUGCUCGACACGGUCGAUCUCAAUGCCGACCCCGCUCCUGAGGACGACCCUUGGCGCACCGUACCCCUUGCCGCGGCUACUCCUUCGGUCGCUGGGGCUUCUUCGAGAGAUAGCGGUGCUUCUUUCAGGACUGACACGACGCAAAGACUGUCGAGAGCUGUCUCGACUCCUGCUACCGAGUUCACGCCAACGACAGAGGAGGAAGGCAAGGACAUUGAUGUGGCCGGAAUCGAGGAGGGGGAGACCCCUAUGGUUUUGGGUGUCGCUGUGAUCGGGCCUACAGUCGAGUUUGCCCACCCUGCUUCACUGCAAGAUGCUCUAGCAAAUGACGAGGACUUGUCAAGACUUCUACCAUUCCUGGCCCUCCCGGAUGGUGCACACUUGAGUGAAGAAGACUAUUCAUUCUUUCACUGCACAUAUUCCCCCUCGGAUUCCCGAGUACACACCAACGUCCCGUCCUCUCAGACGUUGUUUGGGAUUUCAUGUAAUCGACAACUGGCGUCUACCGAGUUGCUCAAGAGACCGAGUGAUGUGACGAGGAGUAUGGUGCAGAAAGCAGUCAUUGUUGUGGCUAGCAAGCCGGUAUUUGGGCCGAUACGAGAUAGACUGGGAGUAGUUACAAGAGCAUACUUUGCUCAACGUGAUUUCACGCAUACCCAGAUAUUGGAGGACUUUUAUCACAGUCUCGAGACAAGUUUGCAAGGAAAGAGUGGAGAGGAAGCCAUAUACAUGGGUACAAGCCUACGAGAAUUAGUACACAAGUUCCGCCAUCGCACCCUCAUCCUCCUUAAACUCCUCAUGCUCCAAAAGCGCAUCAUGCUCUUCGGAUACCCGGUUGACAAGCUGUGCACAUACCAGUACUCGCUGGUAUCGCUGAUACCUGGACUGUUGAUGGACUUGUAUGAGUCGGGUAGACCGGAGCUAGAGAAGGAAAUGAAGAAGGCAAGGCCGACAUCUUUGAGGACUAGUGAUAGGGCCAGUCUGUUGAGAUUUAUGGGGCUUCCUCUGAGAGUGUUUGGCAACGGUGCUUUCUUCCAGCCCUACAUGCCUCUCCAAGAGAUUGACAAGCUGAAAUGCAAGAGUUGGUUGGUGGGGACAACGAACCAGAUCGUGACCCAGCAAAAGGACUGCAAGUAUGAUUUGCUUGUAAACAUCGACAACAAUACUUUCGAGUUUACAGAUCCCAAGCUGGAAAAGACCGUUGGUCUCACGCCCGCGGAUAGAAAGUGGAUGGACGAUGUGGUGCAGACAGUGGAGGAAUCGUGGAACCUGCCGGAGGGAGAAAGACCAUCAUUCAGAGGCAGCGACGACGAUCUCCGCGCCCGCUUUGAAGAAUACAUCUUAUCAGCCCUUUCAUCCAUCAAAUACGCUGAUUUCCUCACGAAAGGCAAAGCUUCCGACAUUUCCAUCAUUGCCGAGACUGCAGGCGCACCUGGGUCGGAAGGCAAUGUGAUCCAAGACUUUUCGGAGCAGUGGAUAAUUGCGUUCAAGGAAACAGAUGUCUAUGAGAAAUGGAAUGGCAUGACAGACCCGGUGCUGUUUGAUAUCCACGAGCCCAAGCAUCCAUGUGAAGGCAAAGCUGGUGUUGUAUCAGAUAUAGGCCUCCGCCUCGCCGAAGGUCUCCACGAUCUUCACCUCGACCAACAACUCGCGCCCACUCGCGAAGUGCUCUCCAGCGCCUUCCAAGCUGGCUCGCAAUCCAUAUUCAAAGCCUUUGACGGCGUCAGGAGUGAAGUUGAUCGGCGGAUGAAGGAGAGGGAGGAGCAGGCUCGGGCGAGAGGAGCAGCGUCGCCAGGAGCGAGUGGUAAUUCAACACCGACUGCAAAGCCUGGCACGCCCACGGGUCAGGAUCUGAAAUCUACCAUCGGAGGCAUUGGGUCGGGUAUAGGCUCGUUCUUUGGGUCAAAAGUGGCUUCUUUCCGCGCGCCGCCAAAGGACGAGAGUCCGAAAGGACUGAGACCGAUGUCUUUGGUCGGUAGUGUGAGCUCGAGUAGUCCCAAGGCCAUGGCCAGGUCUGGUGAAAGUGUGCCUUCGUCAAUCAGCAGGCCUUCGUCGACGAGCAGGUGA